Molecule: messenger RNA, 1158 nt
Organism: Sphenostylis stenocarpa
Lineage: Eukaryota; Viridiplantae; Streptophyta; Magnoliopsida; Fabales; Fabaceae
Source: the annotation of a GenBank genome assembly
AUGACUAUGGCUGGAAGGAGGUUACUUGCCUUUGCUUGUUCCACUUCAACCCCUUUUCUCAAUCUCAAUCAAAAUCCAAACUUCUUCUAUAUUUUCGAUUCUUCUCGUCAUUUCUCCGGUUUUUCUGCUUCUCCAGAGGAUGGUUCUUUCGGUGAUAAAUUUCACAAGUGGCAUAAUGGAGGUGGCACUUUCCACGAGUCGGCUAGCAUUGACUCCACAGCACUUGUAGAGGUUGGCGCUGUAGUUCAUUCAGAAUCUGUUGUUGGUUCAAAUGUUCGUAUAGGUUCUGGAACUAUUGUUGGGCCUUCUGUUACUAUUGCUCAUUCAACAAAGAUAGGGUACACUUUCCUUUCUCUGUGUCACAUUCCUAUGCAACUUGGUCUCAUCAUCAGUAUCAUUAAGGUAGAAGCUGACUGUGAAAAGUACCAUUAUGAUACUAAGGUAGGCGUGAGGUAUAAUGUCGCUCUAAGUAAUUGCUUUAUAGGUGAUUCAUGUGUAAUCCACAAUGGCGUCUGCAUUGGUCAAGAUGGUAAAGCUGGAUUUCUUCGCUUGCUUACGAUGCUUAGAUUUGGAUUUUAUGUGGAUGGUGAUGGUAAUAUGAUAAAGAAGCCUCAGACUUUGAAUGUAAUAAUAGGGAACAAUGUGGAAAUUGGUUCAAAUACAUGCAUUGAUAGAGGCAGCUGGCGUGAUACAGUUAUUGGAGACAAUUCAAAAAUAGAUAAUUUAGUUCAGAUUGGCCAUAAUGUAGUAAUUGGGAAGAAUUGUUUGCUUUGUGGGCAAGUUGGGAUUGCAGGUUCAGCAACGAGAUUACGUGACUAUGGGAGGAAGGGUAGCAGUGCGAGAUCAUGUAUCCAUCAUAUCAAAGGUAUGCAUUUGUUUCCUGAUCUUACAAGGUUAACCUCUCAUAGCCUUGGAUGGCUAGUUUUGGAAAGUGGUAGAGUAAAGUCUAUGAGGGGCAUAAUUUGCAACUCCAUGGUAUUCACUAAGUGCAACCAGGAAUUCUUUGUUUUCUGGACUAAGCCUCCGUUUGGUAGUGCUGAUGAGGGAAGGAAAGGAGAAAUGGGGGAAGGUCGGGUUCGGCUUGCAGCAGCAAGUUUUGUCACCAAGGACAUCAAAGAGCCUGGGGACUAUGGUGGCUUUCCAGCUGUAAUGAUUUAG